Protopterus annectens (West African lungfish) is the source of this 1649-nucleotide messenger RNA. It is a transcript of the gene SEC61A1, whose product is annotated as SEC61 translocon subunit alpha 1. Gene Ontology annotation, biological process: SRP-dependent cotranslational protein targeting to membrane, translocation; post-translational protein targeting to membrane, translocation. The record is from RefSeq and is a predicted model, not a curated record. Gene Ontology annotation, molecular function: ribosome binding; transmembrane protein transporter activity; signal sequence receptor activity. Gene Ontology annotation, cellular component: membrane; Sec61 translocon complex. NCBI's taxonomy places the organism in Eukaryota, Metazoa, Chordata, Ceratodontiformes, Protopteridae.
GACGUGUCUUUUCAGCGGCUGCAAUUUACUGAAACUAGCAAGCUUCGGUCUUAGUCUUUCAAGGAAGAGACAGGGAACAGAGGGCCUACUGGGAAGGGGGAUUGACGAGGAGUUAUUAGUGAUUAUUCGCCACCAUGGGCAUAAAAUUUCUUGAAGUCAUCAAACCAUUCUGUGCUAUCUUGCCUGAAAUCCAGAAGCCAGAACGAAAGAUUCAGUUUAGGGAAAAAGUACUAUGGACUGCAAUCACACUUUUUAUAUUUUUGGUCUGCUGCCAAAUUCCUCUCUUUGGUAUCAUGUCCUCAGAUUCAGCAGAUCCGUUUUACUGGAUGAGGGUUAUCCUCGCUUCAAACAGGGGAACUCUUAUGGAGCUGGGGAUUUCUCCAAUUGUUACUUCUGGACUUAUCAUGCAGCUGUUAGCUGGUGCAAAAAUCAUUGAAGUUGGUGACACCCCAAAAGAUAGAGCCCUUUUCAAUGGAGCACAGAAAUUAUUUGGUAUGAUCAUCACAAUUGGACAGGCUAUUGUAUAUGUCAUGACGGGAAUGUAUGGAGAUCCUUCAGAAAUGGGAGCUGGAAUUUGCCUUCUCAUCACUAUUCAGGUACCGAGUUUGAAGGAGCCAUCAUUGCCCUGUUCCACCUGUUGGCCACUCGCACUGACAAAGUCCGUGCACUACGUGAAGCCUUUUACCGCCAGAAUCUGCCCAACCUCAUGAACCUUAUUGCAACUGUUUUUGUCUUUGCCAUAGUCAUCUACUUCCAGGGAUUCAGAGUAGACCUGCCAAUCAAAUCUGCCCGUUACCGUGGCCAGUACAAUACGUAUCCUAUUAAGCUUUUCUACACCUCGAACAUUCCCAUCAUUCUGCAGUCUGCCUUGGUGUCUAACUUGUAUGUUAUCUCACAGAUGCUUUCAACUCGCUUUAGUGGAAAUUUCUUGGUGAAUCUGCUUGGCACCUGGUCUGACUCUACAGGAGGAGGACCUGCUCGUGCAUACCCAGUUGGUGGAGUCUGUUAUUACUUGUCUCCUCCAGAGUCUUUUAGUUCUAUCCUUGAUGAUCCUGUCCAUGUAGUUGUUUAUAUAGUCUUCAUGUUGGGUUCUUGCGCUUUCUUUUCCAAGACCUGGAUUGAGGUUUCAGGCUCUUCAGCCAAAGAUGUUGCAAAGCAGCUUAAAGAACAGCAGAUGGUUAUGCGAGGUCACCGAGAUACAUCCAUGGUUCAUGAACUCAACAGGUACAUUCCAACUGCAGCUGCUUUUGGUGGACUUUGUAUAGGUGCCCUCUCUGUACUGGCUGAUUUCCUUGGAGCCAUUGGUUCUGGAACAGGAAUUUUGUUGGCCGUCACAAUUAUCUACCAGUAUUUUGAGAUCUUUGUUAAGGAACAGAGUGAAAUGGGAGGCAUGGGAGGGCUGCUUUUCUAAUUAAAAGUGCUACCCCCUAUUGUUACUGCUCCAUUUAUUUUGGUGGACCACUGACAUAAAUAUGUUGUCAAAGCAGGACAAGGACAGCACAUUGCAAAUGACUUUAUUGGACAAGAAUUUUUUGUGUUAUCUCAAUAACAAAAAUUUUGUGCACAGCUGUUCCCUUUUUAUACAACUUGUAUGUACAACUGUUUUAUUUUGUAAAUUUCAGAAAAUACAUAAUUUUCCUCCUAAAGAA